This is a messenger RNA of Peromyscus eremicus (cactus mouse), 2933 nucleotides long. RefSeq names its product ezrin (gene Ezr). Gene Ontology annotation, cellular component: adherens junction; apical part of cell; plasma membrane. Bases 123 to 1883 code for a protein of 586 amino acids. NCBI's taxonomy places the organism in Eukaryota, Metazoa, Chordata, Mammalia, Rodentia, Cricetidae. The transcript is spliced from 13 exons. The record is from RefSeq and is a predicted model, not a curated record. Gene Ontology annotation, molecular function: cell adhesion molecule binding; actin binding. Gene Ontology annotation, biological process: regulation of cell shape; positive regulation of early endosome to late endosome transport; positive regulation of protein localization to early endosome.
UUAAGCUCGGGGCUGCGGGGCGCGCUCAGGGCUUCCCUCCGCCUGCCAGCUCCGGACGCCUCUCAGCUGCCGCUUGCACAGCCGACUUUCCCGAGGACCCACGCAGCCACCAGCCAGCCAAAAUGCCCAAGCCAAUCAACGUCCGGGUGACCACCAUGGAUGCAGAGCUGGAGUUUGCCAUCCAGCCAAACACCACCGGGAAACAGCUAUUUGAUCAGGUGGUAAAGACGAUCGGCCUCCGGGAGGUGUGGUACUUUGGCCUCCAGUAUGUGGACAAUAAAGGAUUUCCUACCUGGUUGAAACUUGAUAAAAAGGUGUCUGCACAAGAGGUUCGGAAGGAGAACCCCGUCCAGUUCAAAUUCCGGGCCAAGUUCUACCCCGAGGAUGUGGCCGAGGAGCUCAUCCAGGACAUCACGCAGAAGCUGUUCUUCCUCCAGGUCAAGGAGGGGAUCCUCAGCGACGAGAUCUACUGCCCCCCGGAGACAGCUGUGCUCCUGGGGUCCUACGCGGUGCAGGCCAAGUUCGGAGACUAUAACAAGGAGAUGCACAAAUCCGGCUACCUUAGCUCUGAGCGACUGAUCCCCCAGAGAGUCAUGGACCAGCACAAGCUCUCCAGGGACCAGUGGGAGGACCGGAUCCAGGUGUGGCACGCGGAACACCGAGGGAUGCUCAAGGACAGCGCUAUGCUGGAGUACCUGAAGAUUGCCCAGGACCUGGAAAUGUAUGGGAUCAACUAUUUCGAGAUCAAAAAUAAGAAAGGAACAGACCUUUGGCUUGGAGUUGAUGCCCUUGGACUUAAUAUUUAUGAGAAAGAUGACAAGUUGACCCCGAAGAUCGGCUUCCCUUGGAGUGAAAUCAGGAACAUCUCUUUCAAUGACAAAAAGUUUGUCAUCAAGCCCAUCGACAAGAAGGCACCUGACUUUGUGUUCUACGCCCCGCGCCUGAGAAUCAACAAGCGGAUCCUGCAGCUCUGCAUGGGGAACCACGAGCUGUACAUGCGCCGCAGGAAGCCCGACACCAUCGAGGUGCAGCAGAUGAAGGCCCAGGCCCGGGAGGAGAAGCACCAGAAGCAGCUGGAGCGACAACAGUUGGAAACGGAGAAGAAGAGGAGAGAGACGGUGGAGAGAGAGAAGGAACAGAUGCUGCGGGAGAAGGAGGAGCUGAUGCUUCGGCUGCAGGACUAUGAGCAGAAGACCAAGAGGGCCGAGAAAGAGCUCUCUGAGCAGAUCGAGAAGGCCCUCCAGCUGGAGGAGGAGAGGAAGCGAGCCCAGGAGGAGGCUGAGCGCUUGGAGGCCGACCGCGUGGCCGCCCUGCGGGCCAAGGAGGAAUUGGAGAGACAGGCUCAGGAUCAGAUAAAGAGCCAGGAGCAGCUGGCGGCAGAGCUGGCAGAGUACACCGCCAAGAUCGCGCUCUUGGAGGAGGCUCGGAGGCGCAAGGAGGACGAGGUGGAGGAGUGGCAGCAUCGGGCCAAAGAAGCCCAGGACGACCUGGUGAAGACCAAGGAGGAGCUGCACCUGGUGAUGACGGCCCCCCCACCCCCGCCCCCGCCCGUGUACGAGCCGGUGAAUUACCACGUGCAGGAGGGGCUGCAGGAUGAGGGUGCAGAGCCCAUGGGCUACAGCGCUGAGCUCUCCAGUGAAGGCAUCCUGGACGACCGCAAUGAGGAGAAGCGGAUCACUGAGGCCGAGAAGAAUGAGCGUGUGCAGCGGCAGCUGCUGACCCUGAGCAACGAGCUGUCCCAGGCCCGGGAUGAGAACAAGAGGACCCACAAUGACAUCAUCCACAACGAGAACAUGCGGCAAGGUCGGGACAAGUACAAGACGCUGCGGCAGAUCAGGCAGGGCAACACCAAGCAGCGGAUCGACGAGUUCGAGGCCAUGUAAAGGCCCGGCCACGCCAGGCCACACCACGACCAAGGGUGGAGGGCGCCUCACAGCAGGGUGUGUCACACUUGGCUCUUUAGUACUCUUAAGUCUAGAAACCCCCUUGACAGGUUCCUGUCCCUUAAAGAGCAGUUACGGGGCAGCACUGUUCUGCACCAGGCCCCCGUGGAGCCCCCCUGGCUACUUCCACUUAUACCAUAGUGCCAAACAGGCCAGAUUUCCAUGACAGUUACUGAGUCACUUCCUGUUUGCAGCAGGAUUGAUUGCAGUGGAUUCGGAUGCCUCUAAAGUCUAAGGAACUUCAAGCUGGCCCGUGUGACACAGGUACAUUAUCAUUAGGGACCACACUGUGGCUUACACAUGGGUGCCAUACUUUCUCUAGUUUUGAAAUGAGCUCAAAUCGAUUAUGUUCUUAAUUUCUAUGAAGGAUCCAUCUCUGUGUUUUUUUGCGGGGGGUUGAAAAUGAUUUUGCAGUGUGAGUCUAAAGCACGCUCCCCCGCACAGUUUUCUUCCUGCACACCACUGACCGAGUGUACGGCGGUCCUUCAGAGUGUACGGUACAGGACCCUCCGAUACAAAACUGUUUUCAUGCUUACUGUUAGCAUACAUUGUUGGACUUAUAUACCUAAUGAUUUGCUAUAGAGAAUAGUAUUUAUAUAAGUGAUAAUAUGGGUUUGUAACAUUAGUUUUAAAAAGGGAAAGUUUUGUUCUGUAUAUUUUGUUACCUUUUACAGAAUAAAAGAAUAUUAAGAACCAUGUAACCGAGACACUUGAUCUGACAUGGGGCAGUUGGGAACUAACUACUGUAGUAAUCGUAUCUGUACAGAAUGUUAGUGGGGUUUUUUUUGUGCAUGUAAAUGCACAGUUCAAUUUUCUGUCAGUUUCUUAUUUAAAGAAAUACACGCCGAGAACAUUCAUACUCGGACCCUGAAGGGACUCUGCCCCGUUUGUUGUGAGCGCCUGUCCCUACCUGUUUUCAGUUCCUGUCUUCCUCAGUUGUGAUGUCACAGCACCAGACGUAUGCACAAUAAAAGCUCUCCGAGGCCUUGU